Molecule: messenger RNA, 3849 nt
Organism: Vombatus ursinus (common wombat)
Lineage: Eukaryota; Metazoa; Chordata; Mammalia; Diprotodontia; Vombatidae
Product: myosin light chain kinase 2, skeletal/cardiac muscle-like
Exons: 12
Coding region: 1-1875 (624 amino acids)
Biological process (GO): intracellular signal transduction; protein phosphorylation; positive regulation of apoptotic process
Cellular component (GO): cytoplasm; nucleus
Molecular function (GO): protein serine/threonine kinase activity; ATP binding
Source: RefSeq, a predicted model, not a curated record
AUGGCAACCAUAGGCAAAGGAACAGCAGAGCCAGGAGCCCCGAGCCCAGAAGCAGGUCCAGACAAUGCCCCCAAAGGCAAGGCUGAUGAGGCUUCUCUUGUCCAGGAGAAAGGAGCUGUGCCUCCAGGCCAGCCCCUGCCUGGCAGCCCAGGCCCCCCCAAGGAGAAAGCUGCUACUGCUGGUGGGGUGGCCCACCCAGAUGGAGGGGCAGGAGAGGCACCCCUGGCAUCGGAGGCGAGUGCCGGCCCACCGGCUGCCCUGCCCCAGCAGUCCCUACCGAUGGAAUCGUCAGGGAAGAAACCAGAGGCUGGCACCAAGGGGUCUGAGACUGGGCAGGACAACAAGGGUGGCCAAGGAGCAGGAGAACGGACCAAGGAAGAAAAGAAGCCAGCAGGCAAAGCAGACCCUAAGAGGGCCCCUCCACCCUUCCUGCACAGCCCCAGCUGCCCUGCCACUAUCCAGAGCUCUGAGAAACCGAUGGAGAAGAGCCUGUGGGAAGCAGAGAAAGCUCUCAGUGGAAAGGAGAGUUCUCAGAUCUCAGGAACCAUCCCUGGACAAGCCAGCUCCACCCCCGGUGCUGCUAGCAAGGUUGCAGAGGGAGGGAAGAAGUUGGUAGAUCCUCAGGCAGGGAGCCAGAAGGAGAAGCCUUUGGAGAAGGCUCAGGGCCCAGAAGGAGAGAGAUCCCAGGCCCAGCCCAGCCCAGCUAGUCCUCCCAAAGCCCAGCCGGACAGCAGCUCGGCUAAAGAAGGGGACGACCCUGAAGGGAUCGUGUUCCAGGCUGUUCCCUUGGAAAAAGAGGCGACAGAGAAGACUGCUUGUCCUAGUGCCAACAAAGAGGAUAACUUUGAGAUUCUGGAUGACUGCCCCCCUCCUCCGGCUCCCUUCCCCCACCGUAUUGUGGAGCUAAGGACUGCAAAUGUGAGCAGCGAAUUCACCAUCAACUCCCAGCAUCAACUAGGAGGGGGGAAAUUUGGGGAAGUUUGCACAUGUACAGAGAAAGCCACAGGCCUCAAAUUGGCUGCGAAGAUCAUCAAGAAGCAAAGCCCGAAAGACAAGGAGAUGGCACUGUUGGAAAUUGAGGUGAUGAACCAGUUGAACCACCAAAAUCUGAUCCAGCUCUAUGCAGCCAUCGAGACCUCACAUGAGAUCAUCCUCUUCAUGGAAUUCGUGGAGGGUGGAGAGCUGUUCGAGAGGAUUGUGGAUGAGGACUACCAGCUGACCGAGGUGGAUACCAUGGUGUUCGUCAGGCAAAUCUGUGAUGGGAUCCUUUUUAUGCACAAAAUGAGAGUCCUUCACCUAGACCUCAAGCCGGAGAACAUAUUAUGUGUCAGCACCACGGGACACAUGGUGAAGAUCAUCGACUUUGGCCUGGCACGGAGGUACAAUCCAAAAGAGAAGCUUAAAGUCAACUUUGGGACCCCUGAGUUCCUGUCCCCAGAGGUGGUGAAUUAUGACCAAAUAUCUGAUAAAACAGACAUGUGGAGUAUGGGCGUGAUCACCUACAUGCUGCUGAGUGGCCUCUCCCCAUUCCUGGGAGAUGAUGACACCGAGACCCUCAACAAUGUCCUGGCUGCCAACUGGUAUUUUGACGAGGAGACCUUCGAGACCAUCUCAGAGGAGGCAAAGGACUUUGUAUCCAAGCUCAUUAUCAAGACCCCCAGAGAGCGGAUGAGUGCGGCUCAGUGUCUGGCACACCCCUGGCUCAACAACCUGGCAGAGAAGGCCAAGCGCUGUAACCGGCUCCUCAAGUCUCAGAUCCUGCUGAAGAAAUAUGUGAUGAAGCGCCGCUGGAAGAAAAAUUUCAUCGCUGUGAGUGCUGCCAACCGUUUCAAGAAGAUCAGCAGCUCAGGAGCCCUGAUGACUCUGGGGGUCUGAGGCCAUGGGGGCUGUGUGGAGGCUGCAACAGAACAACCCAGAGAGCCUCAGGGGGUCCAAGGGCCCUGCAACUGGGAGGGUCUGAGGGCAAUGGGCCAGGCCCCCAAGGAAAGGACAGUCGGGGUGACCAUGCCUAGACUCCAACAGCUCUGUGCUUGGUGACUUGCCUGCUAACUGAGGCCCGACCCAGGGUGGGGGCUUCCCCUGCCAAAAGGUGGCCAGACCCAGAUUCCUCCCUGUUCUCAAAGAAUCUUCCUUUCCAGGCCCCCGACACACAAACACACAAUUAACCCUCUGGGUCCUGUCAUGCUUCCCUGACUGGAUGCCGCUCAUACACAGGCUUCAUAGGAUUUCAAGCAAGAAGGGGCCAUAGAGAUCAUGUAGCCCAAUUCUCUCAUUUGACAGAUGGGGAAACUGAGUCAGGCCAGAGUGGGGAAAUGGCUCUCUGUGGUCACACAGUGAUCAGAUAUCAGAGCUGGGGUAGGAACCCAAGUCUCCUGGCUCCAAAUUCCGUGCCCUUGUUCCUACUGUUGGGUCUUACUCUCUGAGCACUGGAAGAGUGUUCAGUGGGAGGGUCCCUGUCACUGUGCUGGGGCUGUGGAGCCCAUGAUGGAGAGGUCACAGGCUUGUCUAAAACCCCAUCCAGCUUUCACUCCAGAAACUCCUCUGACCUCAGGACCUUGCAUCCCAUGCCACAUCUAAGUAGCUUCACUGCUCCGAUCCUUUUUCCCACCCUGCAGCCCUCCAGCCUCAAGGGGAGUUACUAGCCCUUUCUUGGGGCUACUAGGUGGGUGUGGCUCAUGGUCAGACUUAGGGGCCCUGGGAAGAGUAGAAUACAUUACGGCAUCAUGGAAAAAGAGCUGGAUUUGGAGUAAUGAGACCUGGAUUCAAAUUCUGGUUCUACUACUCACUAGCUGUGGCACCUCAAGCAAGUCACAACCUGUGGGCCUCAGUUUCCUCCUCUGUAAGUGAGGGAAUUUUACUAAGUGUUCUCUAAGUUUCCUUUCAACUCUAAAUCCUAUGAUCCUGGGUGCCCAAAUGCUCCCAGUUCUCCUAAACAUGAAGGGUACCCAGACUCUAAAUCACUGUUUGCUGGGUGAGCUCUACAGCUGGGGUGGGGGGAAUCCAGGGAAAAAACAGUUCCUAUUGUGCCAGAAGGCUCAUUGCACAGAACAGAAGGAAGAAAGAAAAGAAGGAAGGAAGGAAGGAAGGAAGGAAGCAAGCAAGCAAGCCCCUGACCCAGAUCCCAGAAGGAGUCCCUAGCCAAGGGGGUGAGGGUGGGGGUAGACAGACAAGGGCUUUGUGUUUUCUGCUCACCCCCCUGGCCUUCCCAAGCCACCAACAGAGGCAGAGAGAGAUGGAACCUGCCUCCUCCCCAGAAAAGGAUUCCCCCACAUAGCUAGAGUCCAGAGAGGCUGCGGUGCUAAUGCAGACCAGCUGGGCCCCUAGCUGGCCUCCUCACCCCAAUGAAAGCACCAUUUCACAGUGACCACCAACAGGCAGGAACUUCUGUGUGUGAGUGAGCCAGAACUCGGGAGGAGGGCAGCCCUGCCCUUCCCUAUGUCCCUUCUCCCCCUCUCCCUCCCCCCACCACAUAUACACAUCCCACCAUAGGUCAGCAAGAACCUGGGAAAACAGAGGUGGGGGGCAGGGGCGCUCCAGCAGUCUCCUAACAGAGUCAGCUAGCUCUUGUAGAUCUGCUAUCCAGAAGCCUCUGCCAUCUCUCCUUCAUAUAUAACUUCAGAAGGCACGGUGACACGAGCAAGCUCUUUAGAUGACAUCUCUGCCAUCCAGAAGUGCUCAGGAACGGCCUCACUGCUCAUCCCACCGUCCCACCUAGAACAGGUCUAAGUGAUGCAUUGCUGCUGGGCUCUUAGAGUGAAGUCACAUGGGAUGGCCAUGAUGUCACAGCAGCCGGGGGUGAGGGCUGGGAUGAUGGGUCACAUCCUCAGAAUGAAGAGCAGAUUCAAGAGC